GAGUAUUGAGAUUUACGUCAUCCGAAAAAGUUGCAGUUUUUUUGGUUUGUUUUCUUCCCCAGUGCGGAGGAGAAAGAGAGCUUUUCUCUCUUUGGCUCCUGCUCCCUGUGAAGCUGCUGCGUCGUACCGGAUUCGAGGCGGUUGCACUCCGUUAAAAAGGUUCGUUCGUUUUGGGAUUAUUGGGUCGGUUCUGUUGCUGUCCAACAUGAGCUUCACGGGUCCUUCAAUGGCUUCUGGUGGUAAGACUGCUAGUAAAGCGUUUGAUUUCGGGAAGACGGUUGUGGUUAAGCCCAAAGGCAAGCACCAAGCUACUGUGGUUUGGCUGCAUGGCCUUGGUGAUAAUGGCUCAAGUUGGUCCCAGCUCUUGGAAACCAUCCCUCUUCCAAAUAUUAAAUGGAUAUGUCCAACCGCUCCAACUCGACCUGUAACUCUAUUUGGUGGUUUCCCAUCUACAGCAUGGUUUGAUGUUGAGGAACUUUCGGAGGAUGCGCCGGAUGACUUGGAGGGCCUGGAUGCUGCUGCAACACAUGUUGCUAACUUAUUGUCAACAGAGCCUGCUGAUAUUAAAGUAGGCAUCGGAGGCUUUAGUAUGGGUGCAGCGACUGCGCUAUACUCUGGGGCCUGCUUCUCGGUGGGGAAGUAUGCAAAUGGCAACCCGUUUACAUCUAAUUUGAGUGCAGUUGUUGGAUUAAGCGGCUGGCUUCCUUGUGCAAAGAGAUGGGGUAAAGAACUCGAAGGAGUGGAUGGAGCAGCUGACCGUGCAGCAGCCCUGCCCAUUUUGCUAUGUCAUGGAAAAGCUGAUGAUGUGGUCUCUCACAAAUACGGCGAGAAGUCAUCUCAUGCGUUGAGCUCACUUGGAUUCAAAGACGUAACAUUCAAAUCGUACAGUGGACUUGGGCACUACACAAUCCCUCAAGAGAUGGAUGAGGUCUGCGCCUGGCUAUCGUCCAAAUUGGGGCUCGACACCAGCUCCUCAUCACUAAAGUGACAUGGGAAAUGAGAGGCUGGAAAGAGGGAGGGUCAACAACCUGAUGAAACAAACCAGUGGAGCCAAAAGUUCUAGACAUGUAAGGCUACCCUUUGGUGGUUCACAUUAUUAUUGUAUUGUGAGCAAUGAGAAACUUGGGUUACUCUGCACUCUUUACAAUCAUGAGCUUGAUGUAAUUUAUUAUCCACUUUUGGAUACAUAUAUUCUCUAUGGUAUUUUGACAACCAUAAUGUACAAUUGAAUCGAUUGGUGUACUUUCUUUUGGAUAGAGUAUAAUAGAACAUGUAUGAAUGGCAUGGACCAUUCUGUUCAAUAUUUUGACCGGAUUUGAAGUCGCUUGUUUUGGAUCGAAGUUAGGUCGGAUUCAUCUGUAUCAUUAUAGAUUUGCACUUGUAUAGCCAAAACUAGCAUCGUGUUCUUACAUUUCAUCAACUUAGGAG
This is a messenger RNA of Linum tenue, 1428 nucleotides long. The record is from the annotation of a GenBank genome assembly. NCBI's taxonomy places the organism in Eukaryota, Viridiplantae, Streptophyta, Magnoliopsida, Malpighiales, Linaceae.